Messenger RNA from Tarenaya hassleriana, 696 nucleotides. RefSeq names its product nucleolin-like. NCBI's taxonomy places the organism in Eukaryota, Viridiplantae, Streptophyta, Magnoliopsida, Brassicales, Cleomaceae. The coding region runs from base 56 to 502 and encodes 148 amino acids. The transcript is spliced from 2 exons. The record is from RefSeq and is a predicted model, not a curated record.
CGAUAAAUCCCUCUCUAAUCGUUUGGUGGAAAACGCGAAGACGGAGGCGGAGCAAAUGGCGUCGCCGUCGCUUUAUCUCUCGCCGUUCAAAACCCUAGCCCCUCUAUCUCCGCCGCCUGAAUUCUCCCCGUCGCUCGGUCCCUCCUCGUCUUUGAGCCACGGUUGCUCGUGCUCUUUCCUCGCCGUUCGACGUUUAGGAAGGACGACGAGGAAGGGGAGGAAGCAUUCGCAGGUUGUGGCCAUGGCUCCCGAGGAAGAGAAGCUCACUCGUCGGAGCCCUCUCGAUUUCCCCAUCGAAUGGGAGAGACCGAAACCCGGGAGAAGGCCGGACAUAUUCCCCAAGUUUAGCCCGAUGAAGACACCUUUGCCACCCCCCGGGCCGUUCGAUCCCCCGGCAGAAUACGAGGAAGAAGACGAAGAAGAAGAGAAGAAAAAGGAAGAAGGGGAAGAAGAAGAUGAUCCCAACAAGGAAGAAGAGGAACAACCCGAUAAGCCCAAGUGAAAUUUCUCCUUUUUCUGUCAAGAGAGAGUCCACCUAGAGGGAAAAAAAAAAGUGUCAAACUUUAGUAGUUCUAAGUGAUCUUGUGUUUGGAUUUUGAGUCGUGGCUUUUGCCCCUUCUCCUCCUCCUGUUUGGUCAUUAAGAUAAUAUCAAAGAUUUGAAUCUUGUUUUGAGAAUGGAGCAAUUUUUGAGGUUA